Messenger RNA from Xenopus laevis (African clawed frog), 6385 nucleotides. RefSeq lists its product as uncharacterized. NCBI's taxonomy places the organism in Eukaryota, Metazoa, Chordata, Amphibia, Anura, Pipidae. The record is from RefSeq and is a predicted model, not a curated record.
GGGGCCUUGGGGUGUCACCUGGUUAAGGAAAGCAGACUCAUAUAGACUACUGCCAACACCUACGGGUGCGCUACACUUGGGGGCUCGUCCAGGAUUACUAGCUUUCUACGCCCAGUCUCCCUCUAACCAGCAAGAUGGAGCCAAGUGAUGUUACUAAAUGGUGCCAGGCAGCGGGUGUGGAUCCUUCCCAUUGUACUGCUUUACUAUUGCCUGUCACAAAAUUCUCAUCAGAGCAGAUCUACAGACUGUUAGACCGUCUAGCACCACAAAACAGAUGCUGCAUUGUAAAGCUGCAAAGAGAGGAGCACAUGGGGCAUCUCCAGGUGUUACUGCAGUGGGAUUGCCAAGUCACUUCUCUUGAUGUAACUGACACAGUUGAGCUGGGUGAUGAAGGUAACAAAGCUCAGAUUGUGCGACCUGAAAUUGCCCAUGCUGAGUACCAAGCUGUGGAAAGUCCAGCUGCACCAGAAGUGCCACCUGCCCCAUCACCUGUAGCUAUGAUUGGGCCCGAGUUCUUUACAGCCAUGGGAGAAUUCAUGGCUAAGUGUAAUCAGGGUAAUGGUGCCCAUAUUGGUGCAGGCUACCGAAAACUGGAGAUCUUCUCAGGGGUACAACCAUUGCCCAUGGGUGAAGAGGAAUAUGAAGUAUGGAUGGAUCAGGCAUUGCAGGCCCUUGAUGAGUGGGACAUACCAGAGGCACAAAAGAAGCAGCGAAUAGCAGAGAGCCUGAGAGGUGCUGCAUCUGAAGCAAUAAGGAAUUUAAAGCUGAGUCAGCAAGAUUGCACGGCAUAUGAUUACCUCGCUGCCCUUCAAACAGUGUUUGGCAGAGUUGAGAAUGUAGAGGAUCUCCACUACCAGUUGAAGCACACUUACCAGUGGGAGGGAGAAAAAUUAUCUAAUUACAUCCGACGCCUUGAUAAGAUUAUUCACCAAAUCUUACUAAAGAAAGGCAUAGACUCUAAAGAAGUGGAUCAAGUGAGAGUGAAGCAAAUCCUCCAAGGGGCUCAGCCACUAGACCCUAUUGUGAUCAAAUUGAGAACCCGAGGAGCUGGGGGAACCACCCGCUACAUUGAUCUGAUCAAGUGGGUUCGGGAAGAAGAAGCCACGCUAGCAGCUAAGGGAGCUGUGGCAGACCCGGUGACCAAGCUUAUCGCUGGAGUUGGGUUGGUAAAUGCUGUGGACACCAACCAAAGGAUCGCCCAGUUAGAACAGACAGUCAACAAGCUGGCUGAGCUAAUGACAAAGGUGGUCUCACAAUCGGGCAUGCCUCAAGUACAAAAAGAGCUUAAUACAGAAGUCCCAGUGGGACCAGCUGAACAGCCCAAUGUUUCCCAAGACAGGAGGUUAACUGGCCCAGCUAUUUGUUACUGUUGUGGAGGGGAAGGUCACUUCCAGAGAGAGUGCACCUCAAAAGGAAGAGCAAGCAAGCCACCACCAAAAGCAGCAGGGAAGCUUCAGGGGCCCUCAAUGAAGAGCCCACUCAAGAGUUGCUCACACCGGAUCCAGAAAAGCAGUAAAGUGCCCAAGUCUGUGCAGAUUGCAAAAAGUCAACCCCUGCCUGUCAGACACAAUCAAAGUCAUAUGGACAGGCUAAAGAGAGGGCCUGAACCCAAGUUACCGAAGGGCUUGGUGGGUCCAUCACCUAUUGUCCCUGUACAGAUUGAAGGCAUCUAUGCUGAAGCCCUUCUAGAUACUGGUGCUCAAGUGACCCUCCUGUAUGAAGAUUUCUACAGGAAAUACUUAAAGCACAUACCCCUGGAAACCCUGGACAAACAGUUAGAGAUUUGGGGCCUAAGUGAUAAGAAGUUGCCUUAUCAGGGUUUCCUUUCAGUCAAAGUGGAAUUCUCCCAGAAAGUAGCAGGGAUGGCAGAACCCAUGGAGACACUGGCGGUGGUGUGCAACCGACCCCCUGGGGCUGGGAAGAAUGCCUUGGUAGUGGGAACCAACACAGCUGUUGUACGGAGACUCCUUGACCACCUGGUGACAACAAAGGAGGCAUCCAUUGUCCCAGUUCACCCACUGCUACAGCCAACCCUAAAGUCACUGGUGCAGGAGGCAAAUGUUCCAGCUGAUGGGAUCGGAAAUGUAUGGUAUUUGAACAGACAAAAGAUAGUAGUUGCUCCAGGGAAGAUCACUUGUAUGCGAGCCAAGGUGAAGAUGAACUGUGAGAACCCUGGAUCCCAUGUAAUGCUUGAAAGUGACCUUGAAUUGAAACUGCCAUGGGGGGUAGAUCUGCUUCCAGAAGCUAUCCCAGUAGAACAACUGAAAAAGAAUGGAGGCAUGGUGAAAGUGGGGUUGAGAAAUGCCACAAGUCAGCCAGCAGUAAUUCAGCCCCGCACACUGGUGGGAAAAGUUUAUGCUGCCUCCCCAGUACUGGCAUCCCAUCUUAAAACUGAGGAAGGAACCACAGACAAAUGGGCCUCAUUGGAAAACUCUCCCAUCACAAAGGAAUGGAAGUCACGGAUGACGGGACAUUUGGAGCAAAGGAAAGAGAUGUUCUCCAAAGAUGACUUCGAUGUGGGUUGUGCAACCAGCACUCAGCACAGAAUACGGCUCCGGGAGGAUAAACCAUUCCGAGAAAGGUCCCGCAGACUAGCUCCUGGGGAUAUAGAGGACCUACGAAAGCUUCUGGAAGAGUUGAAGACCACAGGAAUUCUCAGAGAGUCCCGAAGCCCCUAUGCAUCGCCAAUUGUGGUGGUGCGUAAAAAGAAUGGGUCCAUUAGGAUGUGUGUGGACUAUAGAACUCUAAAUCAGCGCACCAUCCCUGAUCAAUAUACCACUCCCAGGGUGGAAGAUGUCCUGCACUGCUUAGUUGGAAGUAAGUGGUUCAGCGUUCUGGACUUAAAAAGUGGAUACCACCAGAUCCCAAUGCAUCCAGAUGAUCGUGAGAAGACAGCAUUUAUCUGCCCUUUGGGGUUCCUAGAAUGGACAAGAAUGCCUCCAGGACUUAGCGGAGCCCCUGCCACCUUCCAAAGGCUGAUGGAAAACACAGUAGGAGACAUGCAUCUCAUAGAGGUAGUGGUGUACCUCGAUGACAUUAUUGUCUUUGGGAAGACUCUUGAGGAACAUGAAGAGAGACUACUUAAGGUGCUGGAUAGGCUAAAGAAAGAAGGGUUGAAGCUGUCACCAGAAAAAUGCCAGUUUUGUUUACCCUCGGUCACCUAUCUAGGCCAUGUGGUAUCAGCUGAGGGAGUAUCCACUGACCCCAGCAAGAUUGAAGCAGUCACUUCUUGGCCCCGACCCCGCACCAUUACUGAACUCAGAUCAUUCCUGGGAUUCUGUGGGUAUUACCGCAGAUUUGUGAGAGGAUUUGCUAAAGUUGCAUGGCCACUGAAUCAGCUUCUUCAAAGUGAUACAGAAGAAGAGGAGGACAUAGAGAACUAUUCUAACAAGUCCAAAGGUCAAAGAAAAGCAAAAGAACCAGUUGAGGACAGGUGGGAUGAGGACUGCGAAAAGGCAUUUCAGCAACUGAAGGACUGCCUGACCAAUGCUCCAGUCCUGGCAUACGCAGACCCAACCCAGCCUUAUGUCCUUCAUGUUGAUGCCAGCCGUGAAGGACUCGGAGGUGUCCUUUAUCAGCAGCAUGAAGGAGAGUUGCGACCAAUUGCCUAUAUCAGCAGAAGCUUGUCACCUACAGAGAGAAAUUACCCAGCCCACAAGUUGGAGUUCCUUGCACUGAAGUGGGCUGUCGUUGAUAAACUCCACGAUUACCUGUAUGGGGCUGAAUUUGACGUGCAUACAGACAACAACCCGCUCACUUAUAUCAACACCUCCGCCAAGUUGGAUGCCACAGGACACCGGUGGCUGGCUGCACUUGCAAAUUACAACUUCAGUCUACGAUAUCGGCCUGGCCGUAGCAAUGGGGAUGCAGAUGGGUUGUCCCGAAGACCACAUGACAGUUUGCACCCAGAAGAUGAAUGGGUUGAAAUACCAGCCCCUGGUGUAAGAGCUCAAUGCCAGGGUGUACACUGUCGUCAGGCAGGAUCCAGUGUGGCUGAAGCUUUGGGGAUAUCGACAGCUGGGAUCCCAAAGUUGUACUGCAGUGUUGUGACAGUGGACACUGCUGCCCUGCCUUCCCUCAGUUUAGAUGACCUGAGGAGGGAUCAGAAGGAGGAUCCACUUUGUCGUCUGGCUCUGGAGGCACUGCGACAAAAGAAGCCAGAGUUGUUAAAAACAGAUGAACACCCAAAUGCUAGGACUCUGGCCCGGGAAUGGGAAAGGCUCAGCCUGCGGAAUGCUCUGGUAUAUAGAAGAGCUCCUAACUUUGCAGGAUGUGAGAAAUGGCAACUUCUACUACCCCAUAAACACAAGGACUCUGUAUAUGGUCAGCUGCAUGACAACCAUGGACAUCUUGGUGUAGAGAAGACUCUAGGGUUAGUAAGAGAUCGAUUUUACUGGCCUGGGUUCAAGCAAGACGUGGAGGGCUAUUGCAGUACUUGUUUCCGAUGCCUCCAGCGUAAAUCCCUGCCCACUAGAGCUGCGCCAAUGGGACACCUUGAAAGCCGACCAAUGGACUUAGUCUGCAUAGACUUUUUAUCUAUAGAACCGGAUGAGGGGGGAGUGAAGAAUGUUCUGGUGGUCACUGAUCAUUUCACCAGAUAUGCUCAGGCUUACCCCACAAAAGACCAAAGGGCAAUUACUGUGGCCAAAUUCCUAGUGGAGAAGUUUUUCAUCCAUUAUGGGUUGCCUAAGCGGAUACACUCUGACCAGGGCAGAGAUUUUGAAAGCCGGCUCAUAAAAGAACUGUUAACCCUUCUUGGAGUGCAGAAGUCCAGGACCACCCCAUAUCACCCACAAGGUGACCCUCAGCCAGAACGGUUCAACAGAACCCUGCUUAACAUGCUGGGGACUUUGGCUGAAGAAAAAAAGGCACAAUGGAGCAGGUAUAUAGCAGCUGUUGUCCACGCCUAUAAUAGUACCAGAAAUGACACCACAGGAUUUUCCCCAUAUUUCUUAAUGUUUGGAAGGGAAGCCCGAUUGCCAGUUGAUGUUGUUUUUGGGGUAACAGCGGAUGACACUCCAGUAACAUCACACCAAGGGUACAUUGAGCGCCUCAAGCACAACUUACAAAAAGCAUAUGAACAGGCACAGGCUGCUGCGGGAAAUAGACAAGACCAGAAUAAAAAGCAAUAUGACCGAAGUAUGAAGUUCCAUGAUCUGCAGCCUGGUGACCGGGUGCUGUUACGGAAUUUGGGUAUUCCUGGGAAGCAUAAGUUGGCCAACCGCUGGGGAUCCCAGCCUUACAUUGUUUGUACGCAGCUACCUAACAUCCCAGUAUAUCAGAUACGGCCUGAGGGGAGAACCGGGCCCAUCAAGACUUGGCACCGCAACCACCUUAUGCCAAUAGGUGAAAAAGUUAGGGUGUUGAAGCUUCCAGAUGCAAAACCCACUACCAAUCGGCCUAGGUGUUCUAGGAGACAGCAAGGCCUUCCAGCUGAGAUGCCACCAGCAGACGUCAAAGAAACAGAAGUUUCAGAGGACAAUGAGAGUGAUGAUGACUGGGGUCUGGAUUAUUUCUUCACAGAUCAGAAUAAAGAAUGUAGCCCCAGUUUUGGUUCAGAGGUUUCCAGCAAUCUAAGUGUGGAUGCUAAUGAGUUUAUUCCCAAUGCUGCAAUUACACCCGAACCAAGAUCAGAUGAGACAUCACAGCAGGGGCAGCUGGAGACAGUGGUCACAGCUAACAUGGAGGAAAUUUUUCCUGUACCAACUCCAGAGACCAGGGAUUGUACUGAGACUCUUGAAAGGCCCUGCAGGCCACACCGAACAGUUAGACCUCCUCAGAGACUGACAUAUGAUAUCCUGGGAACAAGUCACAAUCAGAUGGUGCCCACUGUUCGAAAGGCUACCAUCGCCCAUGUUCCCUGUGUUCUGAUGCCCAAUGGUGACACCCCAGCCCAUAAAACAUACAAAAAUGGUAUGCCAUGGUGGAAAAGAUUGUUCAGUAAAUGAGAUGUUUCUGUUUCACUGUAUAUUUUUAUGUUAACAUGUAUAUUGCCAUGCUUUAUUCUCUGUCUGCAUAUUGAUACAUAUGUUCCGAAAUGCUGUCACGAGGACGUGACAUUUAUAAAGAGGGGGGUGAGUGUAGCACACUUAAUGUUUGCACCUGUAAGACUGCUGGGUAAUGUAGUCCCCCUCGUGCCUUCCACUACAGUACAGAGGAACUAGUUAAUGCUUCAGACUGCAGGAAGGAAGGGAUUUUCUGUGCCCUGCCCUCUCAGCCAGGAACAGGAAGAGGAACGAGGGCCUGGAACAGGAGGAGGAGAGACCAGCCAGCAUGGAGAGAUGUGCUGAGAGAUCUAGAGACUGGGUUUGUGUUCCAGCCUGCUGAGUGACCAGCCAGAGAGAGAGAGACUGCUUUUAACCUGCAAGGGGAGAACACUGCAGUG